Molecule: messenger RNA, 1340 nt
Organism: Branchiostoma belcheri (Belcher's lancelet)
Lineage: Eukaryota; Metazoa; Chordata; Leptocardii; Amphioxiformes; Branchiostomatidae
Exons: 11
Coding region: 222-1253 (343 amino acids)
Source: RefSeq, a predicted model, not a curated record
AAAAGUCACAACGUCUAGCCAGGAAUCGAACCCGUGACCUCUCGAUCCCGUGUCCACGCCACUCGGCACUGUCUGAGACAACGUUUCCGUGUCAAGCUACCUGAAGAAGUGAUGUCACUUUAAUCCAGAUGAAGGACACAGUCUAAGUAUUCAAGACAUCAUUGCAUCAUGGGCCAGGGUCAAGAGCAAAUAUAUGUUGUAUAGAUGUUCCCGUGGUCGGAAUGGGGACAUUUGACGUCAGAGGUCUCGUGCAUCGCCAGAACGGGAACUGGACUGUUGGCGUCACGGUCUCCUGGGAACAGCCCGAUGGGUCCGACCCUGAAGGUUACAUGGUGCUGUUGAGGGACCCGUAUGCUGGCGUCACUUCCGGAUCGCAAGGCAUGCCGGAUGAUGACUUCCUAGACGACUGGGAAGGUGACUUCCCUGACUUCGACUUCUCACCGGUGUUCCCCGGCCCUGCAGCUGUCAAGACGGCCAGAGAACGCCUUGAAGACCGCGGAUUCGUCUUCGUCGAGACGGAAUCUUUCACGGUUAUGGACUUGGAGUUCACGCAUAACUACGAGAUUGAGGUCGUGGUGUUGAACAACACGGACAGUGCGGGGAGAGGUGUGGUGCACCCGUUCGUUACUCCAGACUGCUACACCACUACCCACGACUUGAACUACUGCCGUGAUCAAGCUGUAGUGUUCGCCAGCCAACCGGCCAACAUGUCCCUCCUGAAUGUCAGCGUGACGUGUGUUGAGGUGGUGGAGAAUGACGACAUGUCAGACAAGGGACACGGACAGGGCAAGAGGAACAAGACGGUUGCCAUGGCGACCGCGUGGAUCUCCUGGCUCCGCCCCGUUCAGCUGGGCGGUGACGUCAUCACGUACGUCAUCCGCCUGGAGCAUGACGGGAAGAAUGUGCAGGAAGGCGUAUUUGCCAAGUCGGUGAAUGAGGAUGCAAACAGAAACCCACUCGUUCCCAUCCUGUACGUCAUUGACCAAGUGAGCCUGAACAAGACCUACACUUUGAAGGUGACGCCGCUAGUGAACAAGACGGGAGAUUUCAGUCCGUACGGGAUGGUGGCACAACUCACCUUCCACACCUACAACCUCUCCGCAGACGGUUGUUUCCCGGUGGCCGGGACCCAGGGCUCGGCUAGCGCUGUCUCCGGUUCACCCGUCGCCACGCCAGGGGCCGUCCUCACGGUCUGUUGUCUCUUCAUCCUGUUGGGUCUGCUCUGGGACAUCAAAACUGCGUAUUUGCUUUAAAUAGCGUCUUUAUAUUGUAUUUUUCUAGUAAUAAGGCCACAGCAAGUAAUUUUUAUGGGUGACAUCAGCGCAUGCAUUGAUUUUUGU